Messenger RNA from Helianthus annuus (common sunflower), 1596 nucleotides. Its product is annotated as ethylene-responsive transcription factor CRF4. Lineage: Eukaryota; Viridiplantae; Streptophyta; Magnoliopsida; Asterales; Asteraceae. Bases 229 to 1410 code for a protein of 393 amino acids. Gene Ontology annotation, biological process: regulation of DNA-templated transcription. The record is from RefSeq and is a predicted model, not a curated record. The transcript has a single exon. Gene Ontology annotation, molecular function: DNA binding; DNA-binding transcription factor activity.
CAUUUCAACUUCCAAAUUCUUUUGGUCUUCCUUUUCACAUCUUCUCUCUCAUACUUCUUUAACUACAAAAUCUACUCAUACAACUUCUUAAACCCUUCCUUAUCAUAAAACAACUCUUUUCGUAUCACUUUCACUUUGUGCUAAGAGUUUUGAUUCCAUCUUUCAGUCAUUUCUUUUGUGAAACAUCUCUAUUGGAUGCUAUAAUAUUGCGGUUAGUUUGUAACUAAAAUGGAUAGUUACGACAUGCUACGUCCGAUCAAAUACACCCAGCACAAAAACGUUACAACAAUGGUGGCUGUUAGUUCAUUAACGGCGCCCAAGUCUAAGAACCAUCGGCAACCCUCAUCCUUGCCGAAAACUGUACGGAUAUCAAUGACUGAUCCUGAUGCUACUGAUUCUUCUAGUGACGAUGAAGAAGAGCUUUUUGGACGGAGGCGGGUCAAGAAGUAUGUGAACGAGGUUAAUAUUCAAACCUCUACGGUGGUUAAAAAGGUGGGGAGAAACGGCGAGGGUAGGCUGCAGGCUAAACAGAAGGCGAUGAAGACGGCUGGUGCUCAGGCAGUGCCGGCGGGUGGUGUUAGGAAGUUCCGUGGAGUACGACAACGGCCGUGGGGUAAGUGGGCGGCGGAAAUUAGGGACCCAGCGCGACGUGUACGUUUGUGGUUGGGAACAUAUGAUACUGCUGAGGAAGCUGCCAUGGUGUACGACAAUGCAGCUAUUAAACUACGUGGUCCUGACGCUUUGACAAAUUUUGUCACGCCGCCGGCCAAAGAUAGUUCGCCGGAAAGCAAUGUUCCGUCAACCUCCGGUUAUGAAUCCGGCGACGAGUCAAACAACCUUCCUUCUCCUACUUCUGUUUUAGGGUUCGAGAGCGAGACCACUUCUAAAGAAGAACUUGAACCGGUCAAGGAACUGGAGGGUUGUUCAUCCGGGUGCUCGUCUGGUCAGGAGAUAUAUGGUUUACAAUCGGAUCAUGAUCUGCAUCCGGUCCAGGAUACUGAAUCGGGUCAUUUUGCAGAUUUGGUAUACGAUCAACUGGAAAUGGAUGUACCUUUCUUGGAUAAUCUUUUUGAUUAUCCGACCCAGGCUGACGAAGAGUCACCAUUUUUAAAAUACGGUGAUUUCGACGACAUAGAGUUACCUGCCCCGAUCCAUAUAGAAAAUGGAGCUCCAUCCUCAGAAUACAUAACGGACGAUAGUUUUGAUUCUAUACCCUUUGAUGAAGCACUUUGGGGUUCUGAUGCCAACAACAACAACAAGACGUUAUGGGAUGAAGAUUUUGGAACCUGCAAUGACAUGAUGCUAGAUGUGACAUCAUCUUCGUCAUCGAUACUUAAAGUUGAUGAUUACUUUCAAGACAUCACCGGCGACUUUCUUCCUGCUGAGGUUCUUAUGACAGGGUGUUUUUAAACAGUUUGGGUCACUUGUUUCGCCCAACAAAUUUUGUGCCGAUGACAGUUUUGCCAAACGACACUACUGUUUGUCGUAAUAGUAAUAUUACUAGCUAUAUAAAAAAAAAAAAUGUAUCUUCGGAAAAAAGAAGAUUUGAGCCAGUUAAUGUUUGAAAUAAUAAGUUGUGAUUUUGUUUAUCAGAUA